CGGUUCUAUUUCGAGAGAGGCUCAGCGCUGCGUUCGCGACCGUUGAGCCACAAAUAUACAAAUGCACAAAGUCACGUGAUUUCAUAUUUUCCCCGUCGCGUCACCGCAGACCGCGAUUGCGCAGACGUUGGCAGACAGAGAGAAUGGAGAUGACGAACUGAUGAAUAGGAAUAUUGUCUUGAGAUUGCGUCAACCUCGUAGGUUGUUUGUGCCUGCACGAGCAGUCUCGACUAGCUCGGAGAGUAUAGCAAACGAAGAGAAGAGCAAAGAGACAAAGGACGAGGAUGAGCUUGAACUGCCGGCUCUGCUGAAGAAGCCCAAAAGAAAACGUCUGAAAUCCAUCGACCCUGAUAAACCCAACCUUGACCUUUCAGACUGGUCGCGGAGAUUUCAAAAUAACCCAUAUGCACACAUCCUCUGCAGACCCAUUCGGCAGUGCGCCGUCACCUCCGCGCGUCUUCCUCACCACCUUCUCGUUCGAUUCGCUGCAUUCAAAGUCCCCGAAAAUCUCGAGCAUCUCAUAGUCGAAAGCGCUCCGACCGAGAAGAUUAAACGCAAGAGACAUAAGCCCAAAAUCUCAAAACAUAUCGAUCCCAACAAUCAGCUCGUCAUUCUCCCUCUCGAACAAGGCAGUCUACAUAUCGGCUCGACAAGCUACCAUUCUCUCAAUCGGGAGUUUUUGAAUAUCACCGAAAGGUCCGGCAGAUAUCAUAGCCUGCGAGAGGCGAUCAAGUCUUCGUUGCCCGAGAACAGAAACGGCACGUUCGUGUAUCAGAACGACAUGGCUACGGUCGUCGAGCGGCGACUGAGGAUGAGGAUCGAGCUCGCUCUCGAUAGACUUGUGCUCUCUGAUGGCGUUUUUGCAGAUGCCGCUGCUGCUGUAGAGAAGUACGGGAUCAUCGAUGCCGCGAUUUCGUGGAAACCAACCGGCGAUGCCAUUCGAGCAACGCAGUUUUUCCUGGCGCCGGAUGGCAAGACCCCGGUAGUUCGAUAUUUCGUCAAUAAUCUUUGCGGGUACGAUCUUGCUGCGAAGAUGCAGAAGCUGCUGUUUCAGCGCUUAUCACCAGAAGCGGGGACACCAGAUCUGGACGAGGUCGCUAUCGUGUCUACGCCAGCCACGCGAGAAUUGCUUAAACAGCUGUGGCUGCUGCGAUUGUAUUUAAAAGAUAGAACGUAGGUUUACGUGUUGGGUGGGUUCUCGGUUUCUGUUCUGUAAUAUUUUAUUCUUGUAUAUAGACAACAUACAUAUCGUACA
Molecule: messenger RNA, 1255 nt
Organism: Myxozyma melibiosi
Lineage: Eukaryota; Fungi; Ascomycota; Lipomycetes; Lipomycetales; Lipomycetaceae
Exons: 2
Coding region: 161-1177 (338 amino acids)
Source: RefSeq, a predicted model, not a curated record